This is a messenger RNA of Python bivittatus (Burmese python), 2867 nucleotides long. RefSeq names its product taperin (gene TPRN). Gene Ontology annotation, molecular function: phosphatase binding. Lineage: Eukaryota; Metazoa; Chordata; Lepidosauria; Squamata; Pythonidae. The record is from RefSeq and is a predicted model, not a curated record.
UGCCCAGGGCGGUGGCGGCGAUUUCGUGCAGAAGAUCGGCUCCAACUCCUUUAUGGUGACUCCCCGGGGGCGCCGCCCCAGGGUCGCAGCCGCCUCUGCGCUCAGUAAUGGGCCCGUGGAGGACACUGCCCCUCCGUCUCCCUCCAGGAGUCCCGGUCAGCAUGGGGGGGCCGCCGUCCCCAAAGCCGUGCCAUGCUCCAGGGCCACCGCAGCUUUGUCACCUCUGCUAGAAGCCAGCGCUGGGAAGCCAAAGCCCGAGGCCGCCGUUGAGGCCUCGCCACAGCUGCUCCCGCUGUCCAGUGCCAGUCCGGACAGAUGUGCCUUGGCCGGUCCACCCCGGCCCUCUCCGCUCUUCAGCUCCAGCUGCUCCUUUGAGAUCCGCCCAGCCCCCAAGCCCGAUCUGUCUGCCAUUCCUGCUCACGACCUCCAGGCACGUGCCUUGGCCAGUCUGCGUCUCAACUCCCGUAACUCUUUUCUUUUUGUGCCCUGCCGGAAGGAGGAAGCCGCUGGCCCUCCUGAGCCCGUGGAAGCUCUCUCCUCUGUGCCUGGAGAGGCCCUUCCCGGUGUCCCCGAGAAGCCCGCUGAGGCUCUGGUCCCCGUGACUUACAUAGAUGAGGAUUUAGUGGCACCGGUGUGUGCACACAUGCCCCCCUUGAAAGCCUUGAGCCCGAGACUGGAGGGCUUUGAUGUGCCCCGAGAAGGUACCUUGGCUCUUGAGAUGGAGGAUUCUGCUUUACCCGCAUACAGGCCCCUUUCCACUGGUUCUGUUGCUCUGUCUCAAAAAAGUACUAGCACCUUCACUGUAGUGCCCAAAAGGAAGCCCCCCGCUGCUGGCCUGGAGACCUUCAGCAGAGCAUGGCUGCAGGAGGAAGAGGAGGAGGAGGAGGAGGACAAAAGCCAAACUAAAGCCAAGACGGGAGCCCCCCAGCAGGAAUUAGGUCAUGUCAAAAAACGCUAUCCCACUGUGAAUGAGAUCGAAGUGAUAGGGGGCUACCUUUCUCUGGAUAAGUCCUGCAUGAGCAAAUCAGGUUUUCGGCGCAAAAAGAUGAAGAUAUCUUUCAAUGAGACCAGUUUGCAAACAAUGUUUGAAUAUCCAGCUGAGAGCUCUUUAGUGGAAGAGGAAGAAGAGGAGGAAGAAGAGGAGGAAUAUGCCACAGAAGUAGAUGAGAAACCUGCCUUUUUCAUUCCUCGCCCAAACAGUACUAUGAACUCAGUCAACUCAGGCGCUCAUACUUUUUUGAUAGGUUUGUCAAGUUACACUCCCAAGCACUCCAUGGGCCUCAACAAGUGGCAGGAGCAACAGCAUGAGAAGCUGCCUCCAAGCAUUGAAUCCCUUCCACAGGAAACUGACCUGCCAGAUCAACAAGUCAUGCUCACCCCUGCCGAAAAGAGCCACCUCUCUGAUUUCAGUAGCGAGCCUGCGCUCUACUUCUGAUUUUUAACGCUGGAGAGAGAUAUUCCUGGUUUCUGUGGAGGAGCUUUGAGAGACAAAGGCAGUGCGCGAAGCCAAACUUCUCUUCCCUCAUCAGGUAUUGAGACGUCCCGGAGGGCCUCACGUUCAAAAGCGCCCCUUGUUUUGGCAGCGUGGGUUUCUUACCUGCCAUCUUACUGUUCUGAAAGAAACGCCUGAAGAGCAACUCCUGAGGCAGCCAGACGCUGAACGGGCUGCCAGAUGCUUGGAGACUGCUUUUUGGCCACUGGGCUGAGCGGCUUCCUCCAGCCAGAUGUGUGUGAGCUGGCUCAGUGAUGAGCCAAGCAAGCAAGCAAGCAAGCAAGCAAGCAAGCUGUGAUUUGGCAGCUGUGACCUAAUAGAAAAUAUUAUCGCGGAAUUCACCUUGGGGAAAUCAUGCUCUGAACACUUAGCAAAAGCAGCCUUUGGGUUUUGCAGCUGGGCAAAUAAUGAGAAAUGCCGUUGCCUCGAGUAGACUAACUGAACGCGUAGAUUCUGUUACUUUAAAGAAAGUACCAACUCCCAAAGGGCCAAUCACACACACGUGCCCUAAUCUGAUGCUGGUAUUUCUGUGACCAAAUCCUAUAUAAGGUUGGCUGUGCAGCAGUUUCUUAGAUGCAUCUUGUGGCAACUGGAAUUAUGUAGAAAGCUGGCAGUUUGUGAUCUUUAGCCUUUUUUGAGCUGAUCCUUGGUGCACAUAUUUUCUUUGCCAGACCCAAAAUUUUGGUAACAGGUUUGAGAGUUACCGUGUCUGAAUGAAGCUCUAGGCAAGGUGGCCGGUCGUUCAUCUGCAGUGCCACUAAGUGCUGUUUCACUCCUGGGGGCAUCUUCCCCUGCACAGCUCUUAGAGCCAAGUUUUCCAGGACCGACGCAGCUCAUGUCUGAAUCCUGGGAGAAUGGAGACUCAUGGCUCUCUGAUCCUUCCACUGCAAAGUAAAAUGAUAACCUUUUGCUGUCACAUUUUCCAGAAAGCAGCUGGUCUGAUCAUCUGAAGGAGGUUUAUGUUGUUUGAUUGGCUAGCACUGCAUUCAUGUUGUGGAAACCAGAGCAAACACUAUCUUUAGCAUCUCAGUAGCACUCCAGGCAAGAGCAGAACAUUAUGUGUUUAUGGAGGUGACUCAGCCACACGUUUAGCCUCCUAUGAAAGGACCAAGUUUUAAACCUCCUGGAGAGUGUGUGUGUGUCUGCUUUCUGUUUAGUAUCUAAAAUCAAAGCAAGCUAGUUUACUGUUGUGUAUUUUGCACUUAAUAAUUGUUUAUUAAGGGAGGAAGUUGGGGCUUCUGAUCUUACACUCAGCUGGCCGCUCUUGCCCGAUCUAGCUGGAGAAACCAACCCGCUAUACAGGUUCCCCUUCCCCCUUAGAAUGGUGUAACUUUGGGCUUUCCAGGUUCAUUAAACUACACAAGUGAUUUCUUCA